UAAUUAGUAAAAAACAUAUAAAAACCUAGCUUUCCCUCUUCAUUUGUGAUGCUAGGGUUUGUGUGCUUGGAAUAAGCCGUGUUCAGCGACUCAGAGCAGCAGCGACACAGUCCCUUCCGCCGCCGUCGACAUGGGUCGCAUGCACAGUCGAGGUAAGGGUAUAUCAGCUUCAGCUCUUCCAUACAAGAGGACCCCACCCAGUUGGCUGAAGAUCUCUUCUCAGGAUGUUGAGGAGAACAUAUGCAAGUUUGCUAAGAAAGGCAUGACCCCUUCUCAAAUUGGUGUCAUUCUUCGUGAUUCUCAUGGCAUCGCCCAGGUGAAGAGUGUUACAGGCAGCAAGAUUUUGCGUAUUCUCAAGGCCCAUGGGCUUGCUCCUGAAAUACCUGAGGACCUAUACCAUCUCAUUAAGAAAGCUGUUGCCAUCCGGAAGCAUCUGGAGAGGAACAGGAAGGAUAAGGAUUCCAAAUUUAGGUUGAUCCUGGUAGAGAGCAGGAUUCACAGACUUGCUCGCUAUUACAAGAAGACCAAGAAGCUUCCCCCUGUCUGGAAAUACGAAUCUACCACUGCCAGCACUCUUGUCGCUUAGGUAAGUGUAUGUGGUAAUUGGUGGCGAGCUUUUUACUGCACUUUCUCUUGGAUUGAGCAAACCAGUUUUUGAGUAUUUAGAUGUAUUCUCCUUGACAAGUACGAUGUUCUCAUGAGAACCUGGGUUUUUUUUUUUAUUGGAGGACAACAGAAUAUAUUUGAUGCUGUGGAUUAAUUCAUUUUUGUUGGCUAUUCA
This is a messenger RNA of Rhododendron vialii, 781 nucleotides long. Its product is annotated as small ribosomal subunit protein uS15. Bases 131 to 586 code for a protein of 151 amino acids. NCBI's taxonomy places the organism in Eukaryota, Viridiplantae, Streptophyta, Magnoliopsida, Ericales, Ericaceae. The record is from RefSeq and is a predicted model, not a curated record. Gene Ontology annotation, cellular component: ribosome; nucleolus; cytosolic small ribosomal subunit. The transcript is spliced from 5 exons. Gene Ontology annotation, molecular function: small ribosomal subunit rRNA binding; structural constituent of ribosome. Gene Ontology annotation, biological process: translation.